This is a messenger RNA of Sturnus vulgaris (Common starling), 1116 nucleotides long. RefSeq names its product shisa family member 8 (gene SHISA8). Gene Ontology annotation, cellular component: postsynaptic density; AMPA glutamate receptor complex; postsynaptic membrane. NCBI's taxonomy places the organism in Eukaryota, Metazoa, Chordata, Aves, Passeriformes, Sturnidae. The record is from RefSeq and is a predicted model, not a curated record. Gene Ontology annotation, biological process: regulation of AMPA receptor activity; regulation of short-term neuronal synaptic plasticity.
AUGGCCCCCCAGAGCCGCGGGCGGAUGGAGCCGACCUAUGUUGUGGGUAUCUGCUGCCUGGUACUGCUGGAGCCGGCUCGGGUGUGGAGCGGCGACCCCAGCACCAGGGGUCCCGGGGAGAGCGGGAAUAGCAGCCAGGCACCGCCGCCGGAGACCACGGUUCCCGCGCCCACCGGAGCGGCACCACCGGGGGGGGACCGCUGCCGCGGGUACUACGACGUGAUGGGGCAGUGGGACCCACCGUUCAACUGCAACGCCGGCAUCUAUCAGUACUGCUGCGGGACCUGCGGGUACCGCUUCUGCUGCCAGUUCAAGCCCGGGAGGCUGGACCAGAGUGGCUGCUCCAACUACGACACCCCCAACUGGGUCAACACGGGCCAGCCGCCUGCCCGGGUGGACGAGACCCCCGAGGAUCCCACUCGUGACAAGACCAACAUGAUCGUCUACAUCAUCUGUGGUGUGGUGGCCAUCAUGGUGCUGGUGGGCAUAUUCACCAAGCUGGGCCUGGAGAAGGCACAGGGUCCCCAGACAGAAAUGACCGUCUCCAGGACAUUGACAGAUCUGCUGAAGCAGCCAGGCCACAGCCCCUCUGAGAACAUGGACAGCCUCAUGGGAGGUGUGCAGGUUCCGCUGGGAGAGGGACUGGCCCGGGGGCCCCCUAGAAACAGCACAGACAAGCCACCCUUGAACAACGCAGUGGCCAUUGCCCCCUCAGUGGGGAGGCCCCACAGCCAUGGCAAGCGCCUGCCACUGGCCCUGUCAGCCCCGGACUACACUUCCUACACCACCCUCAAGGUUGGAGAGAGCGCCACCGAGGACUUCUACAGGCGGUUUGGGGGGCUGGAGCCACCCCCCGCCAGCACACUGACCUUCCCAGCAGAGACCCCGGUGCUGGCCGAGGGCUGCCCCCUGCCCAAGGCCAAGGGCCCCAAGGUGCCAGGGGGUCUGGCCUUCCCAGGGGGCUGGGAGGGGGGCCCCCACCGCGGCCCCCGCCGGCCGGGCCUGGCCACCCUGCGCUCUGAGGGGCCACCCGAGGCCUUGGGCCCCUCCACCUCGCUGUACGGGCAGCACCCGCGGCACCUCGCCACCAACAGCAAGACCGAGGUCACCGUCUGA